CCAAAGGUUUAGCUAAUUCUCAGCCAGACUUAAACAAUCAACCGAUGCUCCCUUCCCGCCAUCUCCGCGCCGCCGCGCGGCAGAGAAGCCACCGCCCCCCAGCCGCCGGAGAGGCAUGUUCCGGAAAGAUCGACGCAGAUGUGAUCCGGCGCAACAAGUCCAUCACCGCCCACAUGCGGGCCGGGCGCGUCGGCGAGGCCGAGCGCCUAUUCGACGCCAUGCCCCUCCGCUCCACCUCCACCUACAACGCCAUGCUCGCCGGAUACGCCUCCAACGGACGCCUCCCUGUCGCGCUGUCCCUCUUCCGCUCCAUCCCACGGCCGGACACCUUCUCCUACAACACCCUGCUCCAUGCGCUGGCGAUCUCGUCGUCCCUCACUGACGCCCGUAGCCUGUUCGACGAAAUGCCCGUGAAGGACUCGGUGUCAUACAACGUCAUGAUCUCCUCUCACGCAAACCACGGGCUUGUAUCUCUUGCGCGGAAGUACUUUGAUCUCGCCCCGGAGAAGGAUGCCGUCUCAUGGAAUGGCAUGCUUGCCGCUUAUGUCAGGAAUGGACGGAUUCAAGAAGCAAUGGAGUUGUUUAAUUCAAGGACGGAGUGGGAUGCCAUUUCCUGGAACGCCUUGAUGGCUGGGUAUGUUCAGUUGGGCCGGAUGGCAGAAGCGCAGGAGCUUUUUGACAGGAUGCCGCAAAGAGAUGUUGUUUCUUGGAAUACUAUGGUGUCAGGUUAUGCGAGGGGAGGGGAUAUGGUGGAGGCUAGAAGGCUGUUCGACAUGGCACCCGCGCGGGACGUAUUCACAUGGACGGCAGUAGUGUCUGGGUAUGCACAAAAUGGAAUGCUGGAGGAUGCCCAGAUGGUGUUUGAUGCCAUGCCAGAGAGGAACGCUGUGUCGUGGAAUGCAAUGGUGGCAGCAUAUGUCCAGCGGAGGAUGAUGGAGAAAGCAAAGGAACUGUUUGACAUGAUGCCCAGCAGGAAUGUGGCGUCAUGGAACACAAUGUUGACAGGGUAUGCUCAGGCAGGGAUGCUGGAUGAGGCAAGGGCAGUUUUUGACAUGAUGCCUCAGAAAGAUGCAGUCUCCUGGGCUGCAAUGUUGGCUGCAUAUGCACAAGGUGGUUUUAGUGAGGAAACCCUGCAGCUGUUCAUCCAAAUGGGGCGGUGCGGUGAGUGGGUCAAUAGGUCCGCAUUCGCUUGUUUGUUGAGCACGUGUGCUGACAUUGCUGCACUUGAGUGUGGAAUGCAGCUGCAUGGGAGGUUGAUUAAAGCUGGAUAUGGGCUGGGAAGGUUUGUUGGGAAUGCACUUUUAGCUAUGUACUUCAAAUGUGGGAACAUGGAGGAUGCUCGCAAUGCAUUUGAGGAGAUGGAGGAGAGGGAUACAGUUUCAUGGAAUACUGCGAUUGCGGGUUAUGCACGUCAUGGUUUUGGCAAGGAGGCACUUGAGGUGUUUGAUAUGAUGAGGAUGACAUCCACCAAGCCAGAUGAUAUUACUCUAGUUGGAGUGCUUGCGGCUUGUAGUCAUUCUGGCUUGGUUGAGAAAGGGAUUUCGUACUUUUAUUCGAUGCACUGCGAUUUUGGUGUGGCAGCAAAACCUGAACAUUACACUUGUAUGAUAGACCUUCUUGGACGGGCUGGACGAUUGGAUGAAGCAGAGGGCCUUAUGAAGGACAUGCCAUUUGAACCAGACGCUACUAUGUGGGGUGCAUUGCUUGGUGCAAGUAGGAUUCACCGCAAUCCUGAACUAGGCAGGACUGCAGCUGAGAAAAUAUUCGAGUUGGAGCCUGAAAAUGGCGGCAUGUAUGUCUUGCUUUCAAAUAUAUAUGCAUCUUCUGGUAAAUGGCGUGAUGUGGGGAAGAUGAGAGUUAUGAUGGAGGAGCGCGGUGUGAAAAAGGUGCCUGGAUUCAGCUGGAUGGAAGUGCAGAACAAAGUACACACUUUCUCAGUUGGUGACUGUGUGCACCCUGAGAAGGAAAAGAUAUAUGCUUUCCUGAAAGACCUUGACAUGAGGAUGAAGAAAGCUGGCUAUGUAUCAGCUACAGAAAUGGUUUUGCAUGAUGUGGAGGACGAAGAGAAGGAGAACAUGCUAAAGUAUCACAGCGAGAAGCUUGCUGUUGCUUAUGGUAUUCUAAACAUCCCUCUUGGGAGGCCUAUCCGAGUAAUAAAAAACCUAAGAGUAUGCGGAGAUUGUCACAAUGCUUUCAAGUAUAUCUCUGCAAUCGAGGGCAGGCUGAUCAUACUGCGGGAUUCUAACCGCUUUCACCACUUUAGAGAUGGUUCUUGUUCAUGUGGUGAUUACUGGUGACAUCUUAGUAGAAUCUAAUGUGAAAUAUUCCUGAUGGACACUGAAGUUGAGAGGACAAAACAAUGAUUAUGCAAUGCAGGGUGCAGACAGAAAUUAGAAGGCAUUCUGAUGACUGGAUCUGGCCAUCCAGACACUAGGCCCACUGCUGCAGUACUGCUUGAAAGAAUAUGUUUGUUUGUGAUCGCCACAUUUUGGGUUCCCAAUUUACUCGUGAAUGCUGAAAUGGGAGGGGGGAGUAUUUACAAAGUGUACAUUCCAUAUGAUUCUAUCUCAUGCGAUCAAAAUUUGAUCAGCAGUAAUCUGUGGAACUACUGAAGUACUGCUUGAAACAAUAUGUUUGUUGGUGAUUGCAACAUUUUGGGCUCGAUGGGAGGGUGGGAGAAUCUGCAAAGAGUACACUUCCUAUCACAUGUGAUGGAAGCCUUAGUGAGCAGUAUUUUGUGGACAGUCCUGCACCGAACUCGGUGGAGGCCAUUGAUGGCGUUGGCCGAUUCAUUUGGCGUUGAACUAAGUCAGGGCUCUAUUCGGUCAGCUCGGCUUAUCAGAAUCUUUUUGCCAGCAAGGUCGAUGUUUGGAAGCCAAUCUGUGAAUCCUGGGCACCUUUUAAGUGCAUAUUUCUUCACAUGGUUAGCGGCGCAAAACCGGUGUUAGAUGGCAGACCGUUUUGUGAAGCGAGGGCCAGAUCAUCCUGCGGUUUGCCCUCUUCAUGGCCAGGACAAAGAAUCAAUCUCACAGUUGUCAGAAUGCGGUUUCGCCGACUGGUCUGGCACUCAGAUCUGGCUCGAUAUGGUCUUCACUCUUCAGGUCAUUACUCCCAGCCUGAUGAUCAGUUUCUUAACUGGUUUCAGGGCGCAAACUGCAUGGAGAUUUGCUGCACAGCCACAAGACCGACCGAUGGCUCCUAGGCGUGGACCUUUGUUGUAGGUUUAGUUCUGUUCUAAUGGCUUCUAGUUUCUUAGGGUUUUUAUUUGUUUGUUUUGCUGUCGGGCCUAGGUGCCUGUGUUGUAGGUUUAGUUCUGUUCUAAUGGCCUCUAGUUUCUUAGGUUUUUUCUUUGUUUGUUUUGCUGACGGGCCUAGGAGUUUUUGUUUCUGUUUUUUUGCUCUUAUUCUGUCUCGAUGUACUUUUGUUUUCUUGAUGCCUUCUUUCUAAUGAAAAACUGUCCACAGUCAGUUGUGUGUUUCUGGAAGAA
This is a messenger RNA of Lolium perenne, 3487 nucleotides long. RefSeq names its product pentatricopeptide repeat-containing protein At4g02750. Gene Ontology annotation, biological process: RNA modification. Gene Ontology annotation, molecular function: RNA binding; protein binding; zinc ion binding. Lineage: Eukaryota; Viridiplantae; Streptophyta; Magnoliopsida; Poales; Poaceae. The record is from RefSeq and is a predicted model, not a curated record.